This is a messenger RNA of Lutzomyia longipalpis, 3824 nucleotides long. It is a transcript of the gene bbc, whose product is annotated as cholinephosphotransferase 1. The transcript has 5 exons. Gene Ontology annotation, molecular function: ethanolaminephosphotransferase activity; diacylglycerol cholinephosphotransferase activity. The record is from RefSeq and is a predicted model, not a curated record. Gene Ontology annotation, cellular component: endoplasmic reticulum membrane; Golgi apparatus. Gene Ontology annotation, biological process: phosphatidylethanolamine biosynthetic process. Bases 149 to 1393 code for a protein of 414 amino acids. Lineage: Eukaryota; Metazoa; Arthropoda; Insecta; Diptera; Psychodidae.
GACAAAAUUUUUAUUAGGUUUUCAACCUGCUUGAUAAAAAUACGUGCGUGUGGCGAAGAAGGAAUAAAGUGGCUGCGACGGAGAAAUUCGCUAUGAAAAGGAAUUAAAAGUGGUGUGUGGAGGAUAUAUUUGGACAUAGUGCACGAAGAUGCUAAAGCACAAUCAAGUUUUGAGCUCGUCACAGCUCAAAAGACUGGAGAAUCACAAAUAUUCCUGCGUUUCGGCCAGUCUUCUCGAUCCUAUUCUGCAGCCGUGGUGGAACUUCCUCUUACGCAGCAUUCCCACCUGGUUGGCACCCAAUCUCAUCACUAUUGUGGGGCUCUUUGUAAACAUUGUAACUGCCCUGGUGCUCAUAUUGUAUAGUCCCGAUGCAAAGGGUGACCCACCAGGAUGGGCAUGCUUCCUAUGUGCUGCUGGACUAUUUGCCUACCAGAGUCUCGAUGCCAUUGAUGGGAAACAAGCCCGGAGGACAAAUACAUCUACCCCAUUGGGAGAGCUUUUUGAUCACGGAUGCGACUCUAUCUCCACCGUUUUUGUUGCCCUGUCGGCGUGCAUCUCUGUCCAGAUUGGGCAUCAUCCCUACUGGAUGUUCUUUCAAUGCUUCUGUGCAAUGACACUCUUCUACUGUGCCCAUUGGCAAACCUAUGUCUCCGGUACCCUCAGGUUCGGAAAGAUUGACGUCACGGAGGCACAAGUGAUCAUCAUGGGGAUUCAUGUGAUAUCGGGCAUCUUUGGAGCGUCCAUCUGGAAGUCAAAGAUUGGUGGCAUUGAGGUGUGGUACGUUGUGGCGUGUUCCACAAUAGUCCUAGGCUCAAUGUCCCUUCUGCAGAUUUUCUCAGUGAUUCUUGCCGGUGGUGUGGGAAAGAAUGGUUCAACAGUUGCUGGUACCAGUGUAUUGUCACCCAUUAUCCCCUUCUCGAUGAUUCUUGUGCCGGCCUUCAUAAUCUCCCAGAAAUCCACCGAGGACGUCUUUGAGACGUACCCAUCACUGUAUAUCGUGACAUUCGGCAUGGUGGCGGCCAAGGUUACAAAUCGCCUCGUCGUGGCGCACAUGACAAAAAGUGAAUUGGAAUAUCUCGAUUGGGGACUCAUAGGACCUCUAAUGCUCUUCCUCAAUCAAUACUUUAACAACUUCCUACCCGAAAGGAUUGUCCUAUUCGGGGCGACGGCGUGGUGCACUUUCGACCUCUUCAAGUAUUGCUCGCAAGUCUGCGUGGAGAUUUGCAAUCACCUCAAUAUAAAGUUGUUUAAGAUAACACCUCAGCUCCAUGGGGCAGCGGCCAGUGGGUCAUCUGGGGGCAAGGAAGAGCACAACAAUGGGGCAAAUCAUGUGCAUAGCGCAUCGCAGCAGCAUCGAAAGCAAAAUCGCGUAAGUCGGAGGAACAAUAAUUGAGAUUUCUUUUCAACACCUGCGCAGAAAAUCUAUUGCGAUCCUCUCACACCUCUGUGCGUAUGAAGAUUUAUUUUAUUUGAUUUAUUUUUUUCCUGUUUGAUGCCUCACCCCGUUCCUUGUCACAGACGGGAGGAAAGGCUGAAAGACAUACAACAUCAACAACAAAGAGUCAGAAAAUAUGAAAACCAAUUAUAAGGUUACAGAGAAAGGGUUUUGAAAGAAAUGUUUGUGGAUAAAAAAAGGUGAUGAGAAAAAAAGACAAGUGUUUCAUUUUGCAUGUAUAUUUUCUCUUCAAUUUAUUUUCUCCUUUUUCUUCGAUCUUUCGGAUUAUUUUACAAAAAUUGCAGCUUACGUUAUUUUCUGUUUUUUUUUGUCAACAAUAAUUUAAAUUUUAUUGCUCAUUUUAUAUAUUUUUUCUCUCAUAAAUGUUUAUUUUCAACAGUACUAAUUUUCUCUCUCGUUUUUUUUUAUUUCAUUAUUUUCCACAUUUUUUUCUACAAAACAAAGUCAUUUCGAGUUUAAUUAUUCUUUUGCGUUGGAGACGUGUUGUGCCAACUUUUUUAAUCCUAUUUUAGGAAGUUGAGCCAACAUAGAGCUACAAGUAUCUUCAUUUUUAGUUCACUUUUUAUAUUUUCUUCGUGCUCAAUUUAAGAAGACAUAUACUUAAAAAAAGAUAAUAUCAAAUAAAUAUAUUUACAAAUACCUGAGAAGUUUCUAAUAAUCUUCUUUUAUUUUCAUCUACAUCUUUUUUUUCUUUUCAAUUAAAAGAAAAAGAAAAAAAUCUACAUUUCUAUUGGGAAUACCUAUAGGCAUAAUAUUCUAUAUAUUGCUAAUUCUUUUGCUGUACUUUUUUGUGAGUCUACGAGGAAUUGGAGGGACAUUUUUCUUUAUUGUCCUUCUAAUUAAAAAAAAUGAUAAAAUGUGACUGACUGUAGAAACUUCCUCCUCUUGUUCAUCACUAUAGUUAUAUCGUGAAAGCCUCUCUGAGGGAAAUUUUAAUAUUAUGUGUUUUAAUGCUAAUGUUUUGUUUUCUAAGUUUUCUUUUUCCUUAAGAAUCUUGCAAUUUUACAUUUUUUUUAAAUGCAUUUAAUAAAAUCUAAAAGAUAAAUAGCUUGUGAUUCGCAAAAUUUGUUUUUUUUUUAGAGCAAAGAGUAUUCAUUAUUAUUCGCAUUCUCUAGUUUAUGAGGCGUGUAGUAUUCAAUGAAGCCAAUCCUUCAAUGUCAUCUGGACAUUUGUUACUUAAUCCAUUUCCAAUGCAUUAUAGAAUGAAUUUAUCAGAUACUAGAGAAAGUAUAACUCUAACUUAAUAUAGGUACUAGUUCAUUUUAAGCUGUAAUUCUUUUAUACCUGUUUUGUCCUCUUUUUUUAUUAAAUGUUCGAGAAAAGUGAGAAAUUUAUACAUAAAAUGCACAUCUCUGGUAACAUUUUCCAUUCUUUCUAACAAUCUUGCUUUUCAGUAAAAUAUUUUAAUUCUCUCAAAUUAAAAAAAAAUCUGUUCGCACGAUAAGACUCACGGAGAAAGUAACUAAGUAUCUAUAUAUUUUCAUAUAUUUAUAAACCACUAUUAUGUAUAUAUUUACAUGAUUUUAUUGCUUCUUAUGCGGGAUGAAACUACAAAUAUAAAUGUUUAUUGUAAGUAUAUAAAAUAAUUAUUGUACAUAUUACUAUCAAGAAUUACUAUUCAUAUUGUAUGUAUACUUAAAAUGGCACAUUGCGACAAAGUAAUGCAAAAGAGAUUAGAAGGAUUAUUUAUUUAUGCAUAUUUUGUACCGCCCCUUUUUGAUAAAAGAGCAAUAUAAUGGAUUUAGCGGAUGCAUGCUAUUAAUAUACAAAUUUUAUUAUUAUUGUUUCUUUCUGUUUUAAAUAUAAAAUAAUUUGGGAUUUAAAAUGUUUUAUGUAAAACAUUCAGAAAAAUACUAGGUAUAGGAGAGACAAAGGAAAUUGGCAUUAGAAAAAAUCAAUUUUGAGCAUAAAAUGUUAUAAAACAUUAUGAAUGUAAAAAAAAACAUAAUUUGUUCAGGAGUUUUAUUUUAAAAUUCUCCAUAUUUUUGCUCAUUUAUUUUUUUCUCCAACAUUGAGUUGCAAUUGUACAUUACAAUAACACACCCCUUGCGAUAAAAUGCAUAAAAUAUUGUGUGAUGUCAAAGAUAAUGGAAAUGAUUUCAUUUGUGUCUCAUGGACGGAGUUUCUACAUUUUAAAAUAGACGACUAACUAGGGCUUGUUAAACUUUUUUUUCAUAUGAAAAAAAAAUGAUAAUCCUAAAGGGAUGGCAAACUAGCUUGCACUGGGAACUUAAUAAUAAUAGGAUGCUAGGAAAGGGUGAAAAAAUACAUUUUCUGACUGAGGCGGGAUACAACAUACAAAAUACUUGGUGUUGGCCACGAAGUGGAACACCAACUAAUAAGAGGAAAUUCAGAAGGCCACAUGCAU